CCCCCGGAGGUCAGCUCUCGGAUAUUCAGCGACCUGGACGUUGAGAGCUUGUGUCACGCGGCCGUGACGUGCAAGGGCUGGCACCGCGUCAUCGAGAGCAACGACCGCUUAUGGAGGCACCACUGCUUGAGCGUGAGGGCUGUCUGCCAGCGGGAGAUCGACUGCGAUCGAGGAAAUGGCUAUUCCUGGAAGAUCACAUUACUGAGAAACUACUGGAAAAGCAAAGUGAAGCAAGAAUGGCUGAGCGGGAGAUACAGCAACAUCCCAUCACAAAACAGCUUGCCAGAGAAAAGCAUGUAUCCGAUGGAUGUCGACACAUGGGGAGAAAUCCUGGAAGCGGAACUUGAGAGAUGA
This is a messenger RNA of Leptosomus discolor (cuckoo roller), 354 nucleotides long. The record is from RefSeq and is a predicted model, not a curated record. Lineage: Eukaryota; Metazoa; Chordata; Aves; Leptosomiformes; Leptosomidae.